AAUGUUACUGAUGCAACAACUACCAUAAUGUCCAAACCGUUGAUACUCCAUACCGAUCCCGUCAGAUAUGGGCAAGCUCCAUGGACAGAGAUGGAAAAGAUCGCAGAGGUCGUUCAUAUCGGCCAGUACUCCCGUGAACAGUUCAUCGCAGACCUCCACGGAAAGUACAGUAAUGUGGUUGCCAUUGCUAGAGGUUAUUUGACUGGCAGUAAAGUCGGUCGUUUUGACGAAGAUUUGGUCAGCCACUUUCCGCCUACGUUGAAGUACAUCGCCCACCAGGGUGCUGGCUAUGACCAGAUUGACAUUGAGCCUUUAACCAAGAGAGGUAUCCAGGUGUCUCACUGUCCAGAUAUUGUAAACGCUUCCACUGCCGACAGCAACUUGUUUCUCUUGCUUGGAUCCAUGAGAAACUUCGAGGCAGGUCGUCGCCAGCUCGUGGCAGGCAACUGGCCUGCUGGUGGGUUUGGUGCGGGUGUGAAGGAAGGUAUCAACCCUACAAGAAAAGUGUUGGGAAUCAUCGCCAUGGGACGAAUCGGCCGGGCUUUCAGAGAUCGGUGUGUGCCACUUGGCUUUGAAAAGAUCAUCUACUACAACCGGUCUCGGUUGCCAGCCGAGUUGGAAAAAGAUAGUGUGUUUGUGAGCUCCAUCGAAGAGCUUGUGGCGCAGGCAGACGUUAUUUCCAUUAACUGUCCAUUGAACAAAGCCACACACCACUUGAUCAGUGAUGAACUUAUCCUGAAGAUGAAGGACGGAGUCAUUAUUGUCAACACCGCCAGAGGGGCCAUAAUUGAUGAACAGUCGUUGAUUAAACACCUCAAGUCCGGCAAAGUCGGAGCUGCGGGCUUGGACGUAUUUGAAAACGAGCCUCGCCCACCUAAAGAACUCUUGGAGCUCCCUAAUGUGAUGGCAUUGCCUCAUAUGGGAACACAUGCUGUCCAGACGGUGUUUGACAUGGAGAACUGGGUGAUUGAGAACGUCAAGUCGGGUCUCACCACGGGCAAGGUUAUCUCAUUGGUUCCCGAACAGCAGGGUGUGCUUGAUGUUUAGGACGUCCAGCUGAUUUUCUGUGUGGCUAGAACAAGAAAAGUUAAUAGACAAAUACAAAAUCCAAACCAUGUACGAAGAAUUAUGCAAAUUAGGCGUUU
Molecule: messenger RNA, 1145 nt
Organism: Yamadazyma tenuis ATCC 10573
Lineage: Eukaryota; Fungi; Ascomycota; Pichiomycetes; Serinales; Debaryomycetaceae
Source: RefSeq, a predicted model, not a curated record